Babjeviella inositovora NRRL Y-12698 is the source of this 1460-nucleotide messenger RNA. Its product is annotated as alpha/beta fold hydrolase. The transcript has a single exon. The coding region runs from base 131 to 1315 and encodes 394 amino acids. The record is from RefSeq and is a predicted model, not a curated record. NCBI's taxonomy places the organism in Eukaryota, Fungi, Ascomycota, Pichiomycetes, Serinales.
ACAGUCCAUUGUAUACAACAUCAAGCAUACUAAUAUACUAGUUUGUUCCUAUCUUCUCCCUGAGGACUACUAGCAUUGCUAAUAUAUUCCUACUGUUAACACCUCUACUUAUCCUAUCUGCUCCACCGCUAUGUCCUUUAUCUACGAAUUGAAGUCCGUGCCGGCCCAUUACGCCCGUGCGGAAGGCUCUUUGCUUUCUGAGGACGACAGGCCUGUCAUUGGGUACGCUAAGUACACUGUUUCGCUGCCGCAGAAGAAUAAGAAGGUGGUUAACUUACUUUUUGCCCAUGGUACCGGCAUGAACAAGAGUAUUUGGAGAUACCACAUUGAAAAACUCUAUGAGUUGGCCGCUGGGAAUUUGCCAUGGCAGUUGGGGACGGUGGUCGCGUUUGACGCCAUCAACCACGGCGAUUCAAUGGUGGCUAACGCUGGAAAGUUAGGUGUCACGCACAACUGGACGGACAAUGCGAAAGAUGCAUUGUGCGUGGUCAAGAACGAACCGGAAUUAUCGUCUUUGAAUCUGGAAUCCAUCACUAUCAGCAUUGGCCACUCGUUAGGUGGGUUCACCGCUUUGUAUGCUGCCUACUUGGAGCCAAUCUUCUUCGAGUCGAUCAUCGCCAUUGAACCGGUGAUUUCCAGCAAAGAGCUUUUGAUCCCAGCGGAUCAGAUUUCCCCUGAACAAUACGCUUAUGCUGUUUCGUCAAGCUACAAGAUGCUUAAAAAGUUGGAUUUUGCCAUCCAGGAUCAGUUUGAGGAUGAAGCUGAUUUCGUGGAAUUCAUGACCAAAUACUCCUUCUAUAAGAACAUCCCCCAGAAGGUGUUGAAACCGUUUUUAGAAGACGAGAUGAUAGCUGGGAAAGACGCCGAUGGCGAAGACAUUAUCACUGUGAAGGCUUGCAAGAAGCAACAGAUGGUCGCCUAUAUCGGUGCCAGGCAUGCCAUUACUAAUGGUAUGCCAAUCCUAAGGUUUAUCAAUAUCCCGGUAACCCACGUGAUGGGUAGCAAGUCCACCUGGAACGACCCGGACUUUGGUAGAAGCUACAUCAGAUCCGAAAUCCCUAACUGUCGUGGGGUAGAGAUUGAAAAUGGUGAGCACUUGGUCAACUGCGAGAUGCCAGACGAAACCAUUGCGGUAAUCAUCGAUCACAUUAACGAAGCAGUGCAGAGAGCGAACAAGGCGGGCAAGCAGUUCCCUGCUACCCUCACCGACAAGCAGCGUGAUGAAAUUUUUGAAGCCAGGUAUGACAACAUUUUCAAAGAGUACGAGCAGAUUGUGGCGGAGGCUAAAAAGGCCCGGGCCAAGUCUAAACUUUGAGAGGGCUACUACCCCGCGUGCUGUUUACUACAUAUAUUUGAUGUUUACUAUUCUAUGAAGGAUAUUAAUUAUAUUGAGCCGUAACUAAAUUAUGGAAUCUAAAUUACUGGUUAGUAUAAGCGUUGGUGGGGCCAAGACCCCGAUA